This is a messenger RNA of Ipomoea triloba (trilobed morning glory), 800 nucleotides long. RefSeq names its product SKP1-like protein 1A. NCBI's taxonomy places the organism in Eukaryota, Viridiplantae, Streptophyta, Magnoliopsida, Solanales, Convolvulaceae. Gene Ontology annotation, cellular component: cytoplasm; nucleus. Gene Ontology annotation, molecular function: cullin family protein binding. The transcript is spliced from 2 exons. Bases 116 to 586 code for a protein of 156 amino acids. The record is from RefSeq and is a predicted model, not a curated record. Gene Ontology annotation, biological process: SCF-dependent proteasomal ubiquitin-dependent protein catabolic process.
UCCUUCUUUUACCUGCGUUUUCAGCUUCUAUUGCUCUAUAUAUCGUUCUCCUUGUUUCUCUCUCUUAGGGUUACGAUUAAGAUUCUAGAUCCAUUCUCAUCGCCCGGAAUUGGAGAUGUCUUCCUCAAAGAUGAUCGUUUUGAAGAGUUCCGACGGUGAAACUUUCGAGGUCGAAGAGGCGGUGGCGCUCGAGUCUCAGACGAUCAAGCACAUGAUUGAGGAUGACUGCGCUGAUACUGUUAUCCCACUCCCUAAUGUCACUAGCAAGAUCUUGGCUAAGGUUAUAGAGUACUGUAAGCGCCAUGUUGAGGCUGCUGCCAAGACUGAGGAUAAGCCCGGUGACGAUGAUCUCAAGACCUUUGACGCCGAUUUCGUCAAAGUUGACCAGGCAACGCUCUUUGAUCUUAUUUUGGCUGCCAAUUACCUCAACAUCAAGAGCUUGCUGGAUCUUACCUGUCAAACUGUUGCUGAUAUGAUCAAGGGGAAGACGCCAGAGGAGAUCCGCAAAACAUUCAACAUCAAAAAUGACUUCACUCCCGAGGAGGAGGAAGAGGUCCGAAGGGAGAAUGCUUGGGCAUUUGAGUGAAGUGAAGUUUGAAGUCUGUUAAUUGCCGCCACGCUUUAACCAUGUUUGCUAUAUAUCCUAGUAGAUGCUAAGGACAAUCGUGAUGGUAGUAGUAGUAUAUAUAUAUGUCUGGUAUGUUAUUUUGCGCAGAACAUGACAUUGUCUGAUAAGAUGCUACCCUUCUAUGUUUUGAAUUCGCCUUAUUUUGCAAUGCAAUUUAUUUGUUGCCGGCUUA